Python bivittatus (Burmese python) is the source of this 2754-nucleotide messenger RNA. RefSeq names its product annexin A10 (gene ANXA10). Lineage: Eukaryota; Metazoa; Chordata; Lepidosauria; Squamata; Pythonidae. Gene Ontology annotation, molecular function: calcium-dependent phospholipid binding; phosphatidylserine binding; calcium ion binding. Gene Ontology annotation, cellular component: plasma membrane; cytoplasm; vesicle membrane. The record is from RefSeq and is a predicted model, not a curated record.
AUGAUUUGGAUGAAGAUGUGUAGCGAAACUUUAUCAAAUUUGCAGACAACACAACAUGAGAUUCAGGGGACAAUCUUCCCAGCUCCAAAUUUUGAUCCUGUUAUGGAUGCCCAGAUGCUUGAUGGAGCUCUACAAGGAAUAGAUUGCAAUAAAGAUAUGCUGAUUGAUAUUCUAACCCAGCGCUGCAACUCACAAAGACUCAUGAUUGCCGAGGCUUAUAGAAACAUGUAUGGCAGGGAUUUGCUUACAGACCUGAAAGAGACUCUGUCACAUCACUUCAAGGAAGUUAUGGUUGGACUGAUGUACCCACCUGCACUGUAUGAUGCCCAUGUGCUAUGGCAUGCUAUGAAGGGAGUUGGCACAGAUGAGAACUGUCUAAUUGAUGUAUUGGCUUCAAGAUCAAAUGGAGAGAUCUUCCAGAUGAAAGAAGCCUACCUAAUGCAAUAUGACAGUGAUCUUCUGCAAGACAUUUAUUCUGAGACUUCUGGACACUUUAGAGAUACAUUAAUGAAUCUUGGUCAGGGAAGCAGACAAGAAGGCUAUGCAGAUCCUGCCAUGGCUGCUCAGGAUGCUAUGGUCCUAUGGGAAGCAUGCCAGCAAAAAAGUGGGGAACACAAAAACAUGCUCCAGAUGAUUCUGUGCAACAAAAGCUAUCAGCAGUUGUGGAUGGUUUUUCAGGAGUUUCAGAAUAUCUCUGGACAAGACAUAGUAGAUGCCAUUCUUGAAUGUUAUGAUGGAUACUUUCAGGAACUACUGGUAGCAAUAGUUCAGUGCGUUCGAGACAAAGCUUCUUAUUUUGCCUCUCGGCUUUACAACGCAAUUCACGAGUUAGAUUUCCACAACAAAACGGUUAUAAGGAUUUUGAUUGCCAGAAGUGAAAUAGAUUUGAUGAAUAUAAGGCAACAAUAUAAAGAGAGAUAUGGAAAAACAUUAUUCCAUGAUAUUAAGCAUUUUUCCUCUGGACAUUAUGAGAGAGCUUUACUUGCCAUCUGUGCUGGUGAUACUGAAGAUUAUUAAAACAAAGAAAAUAAUUUUGGAAAUGAAGAUGUUAUAUGAUACAGAGAUCUCACAUAUUUUCUAGUAUGAUCAUCCAAUGCCUUAUCUUUUCUAAGAUACAUAAUUUAAACACAGAUUUUCAAUCAACAGCUUAUUUAGCUCCUUUUCAACAUUUCAGAUUUCAUUUGUUUCAUAUCUACUAGUGUCAUCUCAUCCAAAGCACACUUCUAAAAUUAUUUGAAAGUAGGCACUUUGAUGUUACAAGAACUCUCUGUGUGCAAGUAAGCAUUUCAGCAAGCAGGAAUUUCACUUGUAGAAUUAUUAGGUUUCAUAAUUAUAUCAGAAAAUAGAUUUCCAAGAAAUAUAUUACAGUACUGGCAUAGGCAAAGCCUAGCCCCUGUGCGUAAGUGCCUGGGAAGAAAGGCAGAAGGAAGUGAUCUCAGAUUAGCAAUCUUGUAGACAAAUACAGACAGUCCCCUACUUAUAAACAGAUUACAUUCCAAGAAGCUGUUCAUAAGUCUAUUUUGUUUGUAAGUCCAACCAAGUUAAAAAAAACAGAAGGAGGCAGGAGGCAGGGCAGCAGUGUGGGCAGAGGAGCCCUAUCUUCUGCUGCCAAUGUGUCGCCAGGUGAGGCAGGAGGAUGGGGUGGUAGCGGAGGAGAGGGGAGCGAGGAACGAGCCGGUGGGGAAUGGCAUGCUCCAUUGCCAGUCAAGGCAGGAGACUUCUGUCCCUUGUCCCUGUCCUCUGCCACUGCCCCCUCUCCUGCCUUGCCUGGCAAUGGAGCAUACCACGUAAACAAACCCUUUCUGGGAUCUCCAACUCCAAUGCAAACUUCAAAUGCAAAUGGAAAGCGGGAGAAGGUGGGAAAGGGUUAAUGUGCGGCAUGCUGCGAUCAAACCUUUCCCGCCUUCUCCUGACUCCCAGUUCUGACUUCCGGAUUGACUUCCAGUUCUGACUUCCAGGUCCAUCUUGUUCAUAUUGGUGAAAGUUCACAACAUGAAAAUUUGCAAGUAGGGGACUGUCUGUAGCAGCAGAGUGAAAAAGCCAAGACACAGAGUAAAUCCUUAACUCUCCAUCUAUACCCUACUGCCCAUUGUGGUCAGUAGGUCAUGAGGUAGGGAAGGGCCAGUGACAUUAGAUUCGGGUCUCCAAUAUUUUGAAAUCACUGAGAUAAUCUUUUAAGUAGUUACGUUUCAUAUUGUUAGGUUGAUUUAUACAUUCCUAAUGUUUCUUUAUCACAAUUUUUAUUAUUAUGAAGACUUCAUCAAUUCUACUUCAGCAAGCUAUGUACAAGUAUGAUUAAUAUCUAUUUUUAGGAAUCAUUCUAAAUUAAUGGCUAAAUGUAAUCCUAUUAUAUUGCAUGGACUUAUAUGGAACAUAAGCAUAUGUUAAACUAAGUGCUAAUAUUUACUGGACAAUUAAACUUUCAUUUGUGUUAUUAGUUUAUUUCAGUCAAAGUAACCAUCCUCUUUCAUAAAUAUUGUCAAGGGUGUUUGGGGGUUGCCUAUCACAUCUUCUAUUAUUGUUUAAUGCUUUCAAGAUCUGUUUUCUUACUUAUAUGUUAGGGUUUUGAGUAGUAUUAUUUUAUGCCUGCUGUAUGACAAACGUUUUGCUAAAUGCAGUAUAUAUUUGUGGCAAAUAUGUACUAACUUAUCAGAUAUAACUGUUCUGGCAUAUAUACAUGGAAAUCAUAAUGGUUUGUAUUAAAUAUUUUAUAGUACACUCUGCAAAACAAUAAAUAGUGAUUUAAAUCAAAAA